Messenger RNA from Sodiomyces alkalinus F11, 669 nucleotides. RefSeq lists its product as hypothetical. The transcript has 7 exons. The coding region runs from base 1 to 669 and encodes 222 amino acids. NCBI's taxonomy places the organism in Eukaryota, Fungi, Ascomycota, Sordariomycetes, Glomerellales, Plectosphaerellaceae. The record is from RefSeq and is a predicted model, not a curated record.
AUGGGUAUCAUUGCAUUUGCUUCCAACCAGGAGAGACAGAACCCGUUUUCCACCCUCAUUAUCCUUGUCAAGAUGCGAGCCAUGAAGACCAUCACCCCCGUUGAAUGUUGUGUAUGGCCAUCAGAAGGAGCGCUGACCUGCGAAUAUGGGAGCCGUCGGUUCCCAGCUGGACCAUACCAUUUGCUCGACUCGGAGCUCUGGUCCAGGUCUUGUCAACGAGACCUGACGGUCACACAGCUGAGGUCAUCACCUUUGUACCUCCAGACCAGCUGGCACUCGUGGCACCCUCCGUCCUCGGCCCCGAACCGAACCAAGGUCGCCCUCCAGGCGUCCACCUCUCCCACAAUUCGAAUCUUGCGCCAUCCGGAAACCUCGGUCGGACUACCUCGACCCCAGUGUCAACCUCAGCAAGAUAUUGUAGCCUGGUCCAUGGCGACGGAGACGUGUGCCCUCGUCCUACCUUGGCAGCAGCAGCAGCAGCAGCAGCAGGCACCAGCCAAACUACAAAAGCUCGAAAACCCCCACGCGAAAACCUUCAUCCAGCAGGUCCAACCUCAGCGAGACAUCAACUGGGGUUAUCUCGUCUUCUUCGAACUCCUUCUCCUCGAGCUCUCGUUUCCACAUGGUCAGCUGCUUCGACCUUUUCUCCCCAAGAGCUACAUCUCCUAG